AUGGAUGUAAAUGGUAACAUAGUUGAGGAUGAGGAAGGACUGGUAGCCAUUGCUACCAACUACUUUCAGCAAAUCUUCGAGUCUUCUAUUCCAGAAGACAUUGAAGAGGCGCUAUCUGAAGUUCCAGCGACGAUCACAGGAUCAAUGAAUGAUAGCCUCACAACUCAUGUUUCUGAAUGGGAGGUUAAAUUAGCUCUCUUUGCCAUGCAUCCAGAUAAGGCGCCGGGACCGGAUGGGAUGACUGCACUUUUUUACCAACAGUUUUGGGAUAUAGUCAAGGAGGAUUUAACUCUUAUGGUGAAUAAAUUCCUUCUUGAUGGACAUAUAGCCAAUGGUCUGAAUGAUACAAACAUAUGCCUUAUCCCAAAAACAACUAAGCCUAAUAAUAUGGCUCAGUUCAGACUCAUAAGUUUGUGUAAUGUUAGCUACAAGAUCGUCUCUAAGGUCUUAUGCGAGAGACUAAAGAAAGUCUUGCCAGGAUUGAUAUCAGAAACUCAGUCAGCCUUUGUUGCUGGAAGACAGAUUUCAGAUAAUAUCAUGAUAGCUCAAGAAAUGUUUCAUGCCCUAAGAACCAAACCAAGUGGACGUAAUAAGAGGAUGGCCAUCAAGACAGAUAUGAGUAAGGCAUAUGAUAGGAUGGAAUGGUCGUUUAUCGAAGCUAUGAUGCGAAAGAUGGGAUUCUCUGAAACAUGGAUCACUUGGAUUAUGAGGUGCAUUACGUCGGUUAAAUAUAAAGUUCUUAUGAACGGGCAGCCAAGAGGGAAUAUUCUCCCAGGUAGAGCACUACUAGCGAAGCAACUAUGGAGACUGGUUCAAUACCCUGAUUCACUGGUUGCCCGGGUCUUAAGGGGGAGAUAUUAUAGGACGACCUCGCCAUUAAGAGCGACCUCUAGUAGCAGCCCAUCAUAUGUGUGGACAAGCAUCUCCGCCGCAAGGAAGCUUCUACUGCUAGGGAUCAGACAUAAGAUUCAUUCUGGUUAUGACGUCAGGGUGUGGGAGGAUAUGUGGAUUCCAACGACACCUGCUAGACCAGCUAGACCUGUAGCGCCUGUAAUGCACUUAAAUAUGAGAGUCAGUGACAUCAUUAACCAGGAAUCAAAGGAAUGGGAUGCAGGAUUACUAGAUAAUUAUGUCCAUCCUGAGGAUAUACCACUCAUUCGCAGUAUGGCCAUAAGCUCUACUCAUCGCCGUGAUACUUUCUGUUGGAACUACACAAGGAAUGGCCAAUACACAGUCAAAUCUGGAUAUUGGGUUGCUCAAAAUCUAUUGAAGCAAGAAGAGGAAAAAGAAAUAUUGGAGCCAAGUAUCACUAAACUCCAGGACUUUGCUUGGAAGUUGCAAGCGCCAAGGAAGAUGUGCCAUCUUGUAUGGCAAUUGAUAACGGGUCAGGUAGCAGUAACGAGGAAUCUAGCAAGGCGUAAUAUGAGCAUUGCAAGUAUGGUCUUUAUCGGCAACUCUACAAGUCCAGUUAUAUUCCCAGUGGCUCGUAAUGAUAAGCUUUUCAGGGGUAUAAACAGAGAUCCUUUGGAACUCGUUCGAUCUGCAGAGAGUGAAUGCCAAGCCUGGUUUAAUGCCAAUGAGAUGAUACCGCCACAAGUACAGGCCAGUAAUAAUGAGGAAAACCAAGUCUUAAGCUUGGGUAAUAUCUGUCUACUAGACGGAUCCUGGAAAGCUUCUGAACGCUUUAGUGGAUGUGGAUGGGUCUGGAUUGAUAGUAGGGAGAACAUACAACUUAUGGGAACACGGAACUUCACUCGAUGUGAUACAGCGUUGCAUUCGGAGGUAGAAGCGCUGCGAUGGGCGAUGGAGAAUAUGCUUCAACACUCGCCGUGCCAGAGCUUUGGAACAGACUGCAAGGAGUUGAUUGCAAUGCUAAAUGACCCCCAGGAGUGGCCAAGCUUUGCGAUAGAACUGGAGAAGAUAGAGACGUUGAAGAUUUGUUUUCCGGACUUCAAAAUCAACCAUGUGCCAAGAGGAUAA
This is a messenger RNA of Brassica napus (rape), 1980 nucleotides long. RefSeq lists its product as uncharacterized. Gene Ontology annotation, molecular function: RNA-DNA hybrid ribonuclease activity; nucleic acid binding. NCBI's taxonomy places the organism in Eukaryota, Viridiplantae, Streptophyta, Magnoliopsida, Brassicales, Brassicaceae. The transcript is spliced from 5 exons. Bases 1 to 1980 code for a protein of 659 amino acids. The record is from RefSeq and is a predicted model, not a curated record.